Prunus avium (sweet cherry) is the source of this 1630-nucleotide messenger RNA. RefSeq lists its product as uncharacterized. Lineage: Eukaryota; Viridiplantae; Streptophyta; Magnoliopsida; Rosales; Rosaceae. The record is from RefSeq and is a predicted model, not a curated record. Gene Ontology annotation, molecular function: phosphoglycerate dehydrogenase activity.
AAGUCCGAAAUUAAGAGAAACCCGGUUGUUCUUUCUGAAUUUGAGGACUUGGGUUGGUCAUGUUUCUUGCUAAAGCAAUUGCAAAUCAAUCACAACCCAGUUCUGUUUCUCAUAGCCAGAACUUGGGUAGCUCUCCAUUUUCUGAUUCGAUAGCUUGUAAUUUGCUUUUUCUGGCCACAAAUUUCCUGUGGUGAAUCAAAAGCUUUAUUUAUUUUUCUAUUGGACCAUUGGAGCCUGUGAGAUGUUUGUGAUGUGUUUUGCAGUUUGCAGAGUCAGCAGUUGGGUUGAAUGCUUGUAUUGAAUUCUAUACUAAUUCAACAAUUUGGAGUAGAAGAAUACCCUUUAGCUUUGUUGCUCUGCUGCUACCAUAUCGUUCUUUAAGCUCAUAGGAUUUCCAUUUGUAUGGACUCUCUUUAUUCAUCAACUGAAUUGAGGUGGAAGGAUUUAAUUGAGGAAAAGUGAAGCAUUGAGGAUCAUGGGUAAUUUUUAUGAGGCAUCAAAUGGCCAUGGGCCAACUGAUAAUGGCCAAAUGGUUGUGAGGCAAUCCAACUACCAACCCUGCAUCCAGGUAUCACUACCCUGGCUUGAUGUAAGAGUCUUUUAUGUUAGAAUUAGCAAAUGCGAGAUCGAUGAUUCUGCUCCAGAAUUCCUCUCAGUAAAUCAUAUUCCGUUGGAUCCUGAUACCCUUCUUGAAGCCAAUGGUGUUAGAACUAGCAUCAAUUCAGAUGGGGCAACAACCCUUCUUCGAAGGGACCGGUUAGAUAAGAAGUCUGAAGAAGCCACAUAUGUGAGCACUGACAGCAUAAGAAUGACUGGAAGUGUAAAGUUUGAGGUUUUCGAUAAAGAUGUUGUUGUGCUAUCUGGGGUUUUAGAACUGUGUGAUAGUAAUGGUUUCAAUGCAGAAACAGAUCACCAUGGCCAGAGAUGGAGCAUGAAUUGUGAAUCUGAUAUAAAUGCAAGCAGUGGCUUCUUUAAAGGAAAGCAAUUUACCGAUGCAGAAUCUGCUUCACCUUUGAUUGAGGUAUACAUCGCGGGGUCCUUCUUGGGCACUCCAAUAAUUUUAACAAAGACUUUGCAGCUUGGCUUUUGGAAGAAGCAUGUGAGGAAAGGGUUGUUGGAUUCCAUACCAGAGUAUGAGGCAACUGAAAACCAGAGGAACAAUCCUUCUAGAUUUGAUUUUCAGGAGUCGGAAUACUCAUAUUACAAACCGGAAAAUGGAGAAAACAACAUGUACUGGGGGACAGCAUAUGCAGAAGGUGAAGAUGGAGAGCUUUCAUGGUUCAAUGCUGGUGUGAGAGUGGGUGUUGGGAUUGGCCUGAGCAUAUGUGUCGGGGUUGGCAUUGGAGUCGGGUUGCUCAUACGAACCUACCAAGGCACCACCCGGAACUUUAGAAGGCAGCUACUGUAAUUUAAAUUUCCAAAUAUUUUCAUUUUAGCUACAAUCCAAUGCCAGAUAAGUAUUAAGUAGUUUCGCACAUAUCCCUCUUUGUAUCAAGGUUCAUGUCUUAUCUGAAAUAAUAGGGUGAUUUGUUUCAAAUGUAAACAUAACAUAAAGGCACCAGGUUCCCAAAACCUGUUUCUGAGUUGAUAAGAGUGGAUUUUUGAUUGAAUGGAAUGUGACCAAAAUUUA